Molecule: messenger RNA, 423 nt
Organism: Bactrocera tryoni
Lineage: Eukaryota; Metazoa; Arthropoda; Insecta; Diptera; Tephritidae
Exons: 3
Coding region: 89-364 (91 amino acids)
Source: RefSeq, a predicted model, not a curated record
CGACAUUGAGCCGGCAGCGCACAGUCGCUGUUUGAGUUUGGUCGUGUGAAUAUAGUUUUUUCAGCCUUAGAAAUCUGCAAAAGUUGCUAUGAAGUUUGUAGGUGUUGUAGCAUUGUUUUUGGCGUUGGUGUUAGCUGCACUGCUGGACUGCGCAGUAGCCGCCGAUUGCGAGUAUCGCGGACAAAAGGCAAAUAAGGGCGAAAAUUUCCAAAUAAAAGGCGAGUGCAGCCAGUACACCUGCGACGGACCCGGCGCUAUCUCUGCCAAAACUUGCCCAUCCAUUUAUGCGCCACCAAGUUGCAAGUACACGCCGCAGGACGACUCGAAGCCUUACCCCGCCUGCUGUGAAUCGUAUGAUUGUUAGUGACUUACGCGUGCCCGUCAAAUUGUUUUUGUGUUUUUUGAAAUGCCAAAUAAAUGGAC